GCUAAACCUUUGCUAUCCGUUAUGGAGCCCAAAAAUGCGUAGGGGAUAAAGGAUUCGGGUGUGCGUGUGUAUGGAUGUGUGGAAGGAUGGAAAAGACAAUGAGAGCCGCAUGACAUACCUCGCAGCAACGAAGCCAUCGCGACCGAUCCUCCCUACACUCGGGGCAUACGAGAGAAAGUUGGUGGUUUUGGCAGUGACGGUGGCAGUGGCAGUGGCAGCGGUCCCGACGACGGAUGUGCCUGAGAAACGACGCGUGAAACAGAUGUUAUACAAAGAUGAAGUGAAGGACAGAGCCGGAUCGCCAAGUGAUUGUACAGAAAAGGAGGUAAACAGUGGUGAUGCAGAGCUGUGGUGGGCGAGACCGCGAAAGGCGGGAAUCCCACGCGCCCACGACCGCCCGGCCAGCAGCUGCCCGAUUGGGUUCAUCCUUCCUUGCUCUCUCUCUCGCGGAAGGCCCGCAAGCCGUGAAAGCCGUGAGAGGCGGAAACGCUACAGCUCUAUAUGGUCCAGAGCUAGCUAAGCUGUGUGGGUUGGAGGCAGGCUAUAGUCAAUCAACCUCUCUGGCUGACCAUUGCCCUGAAUGAUUGGCCCUAUCGUCGUUGUCGUCGUCGUCGUCGUUUCGGUUGGCAAAAGGGAUAUG
Messenger RNA from Colletotrichum navitas, 640 nucleotides. RefSeq lists its product as uncharacterized. Lineage: Eukaryota; Fungi; Ascomycota; Sordariomycetes; Glomerellales; Glomerellaceae. The coding region runs from base 71 to 520 and encodes 149 amino acids. The record is from RefSeq and is a predicted model, not a curated record. The transcript has a single exon.